AUGCCCUUCCUUCCUUUCUUUCUUUCUUUCUUUCUUUCUUUCUUUCUUUCUUUCCACAUGUCUGAUUACAUUCUUCAUUUUUUCUUUCAUUUUUUCUUUCUUUCUGCUUAUCUCCUGUCCAUAUCUAUCUCAGCCUGUUCAUAUUUAUCUAUCAUUGCCUGUUCAUAUCUAUCUAUCUAUCUAUCUAUCUAUCUAUCUAUCUCUGUUAAUAUAUUUUUCUAUCUAUCACAACAUGUUCAUAUCUAUAUAUCUCAGCCUGUUCAUAUCUGUCUAUCUGUAUCUCUCUCUCUCUCUCUCUAUCUAUCUAUCUAUCUAUCUAUCUAUCUAUCUAUCUAUCACACUCUGUUCAUAUCUAUCUCAGCCUGUUCAUAUUUAUCUAUCACUGCCUGUUCAUAUCUAUCUAUCUAUCUAUCUAUCUAUCUGACUUUUCUUCUGUUUGAAUUUAUUUUUCAUUCUUUUUUUAUCUUUCUUCUGCCUGUCUCAUACGUUCUCCCUUGCUUUCUUUCAUUUUUCUUUCUUUCUUUCUUUCUUUCUUUCUUUCUAUCUAUCUAUCUAUCUAUCUAUCUAUCUAUCUUUCUUUUUUUCUUUCUUUUUUCUUUUCUCCCGUCUUUCUUUCUUUCUUUUCACCUAUUUUCUUCUUACCUUUCUUUUUCCUUAUUUUUUCUUUCAUUCCUCAUUUUUCCAUUUUCUCUUUCAUUUUUCUUUCAUCUAACUGACACCUUUAUUUUGUACUUUUCUUUUUCUCUCUCUUUUAUGUGUUUAUUCUUUUUACCUUCUGUUUUUCUUUCUUUCAUUUUUUUCUUUCUUUCUUUCGUUUAUUAUAAAAAUGUACGAUUAGCUUUUGUUCAUUAUAAAACAUAUUACAUUAUUUUUUCGUUUUAUAUUCCUUUCUUUCCUUCAUUCUUUCAUUGUUAUAAAGCUUAUUACGUUCGACAUUCUUUGUUUUUCUUCCUUUCUUUCUUUCUUUCUUUCUUUCGUUCUUUCUUUCUUUCUUUAAUUUUGUUACUUAUUAAACAAUAUUAUACUAUUUUUCUUCAUUUUUUCUUCUUUUCUUUUCUUUCUUUUUUCUUUAUUAUAAAAUAUAUUACAUUCGUUUUUCUUCUUUUUUUAUUUGUCUUUCUUUAUUCUUUCUUUCUUUGUUAUAAAUAUCACAUUUGUUUUUUCUUUUAUUGUCUUUCUUUAAUUCUUCUUUCAUUUUUUCUCUAUUAUAAAAUAUAUUACAUUCGUUUUUCUUCCUUUUUGUUUGUUUCCUUCUUUCUUUAUUUUAAAACAUAUUACAUACUUUUUCUUUUCUUUCUUUCGUUCUUUCUUUCAUUCUUUCUUUCUUCCUCUUUCAUUUCGCCAUUCUUUUCAUCUCUGAUAUUCUUUUUUACCUUUCUUUUUUGUUUCUUUUUCUCUUCCAUUUUCUUUCUUUCUUUCCUUCUUUCUUUCUUUCUUUCCUUCUUUCUUUCUUUCUUUCUUUCUUUCUUUAGGGCAUUUUACCUUUAUAUACCUUUUUAUCUUUGUUCUCUAUUCGCGGAAUUGACAUUUACUCCCCAUCACCUAACCAACAUCCGGCAGUUCCUAAUAGCCUAUCUGUUAUGCUUACCUUCGAACCGAUCUAUCAACUCCGUGAUGUCCACUGUUUUUUUUUCAUCUCAUUCAUUCCCUUUUCCUUUCUCUUUCUCUCUCUCUCUCUCUCUUUCUCUCUCUCUCUCUCUCUCUCUCUUUCAUUAUUUUCUAUUUCUUUACUCGUUAAUACUUUCUUUUUUGCUCACUGAUACCCUUUCUUUCUUUCUUUCUUUCUUUCUUUCUCUCUCUCUCUCUCUCUCAUUGUUUCUUUCGUCUUUUCUUUCUUUGUCUUUUUUCUUCCAUUCACUCCCUUCCUUUCUCUCGUUCUUUUUUACUCUCUCUUUCUUUCGUCCCUUUCAUCUCUUCUUUUCACCCACUCGCUCUCUUUUUCUUUCUUCCGUUCUUGUUCUUCAUUUCUUUUUCUUUCUUUCUUUCUUUCUUUCUUUCCGCUUUCUCUCUCUCUCUAUCAUUCAGAUUUUAAUGCUUACUAUUUUUUGA
Acanthosepion pharaonis is the source of this 2049-nucleotide messenger RNA. The record is from the annotation of a GenBank genome assembly. NCBI's taxonomy places the organism in Eukaryota, Metazoa, Mollusca, Cephalopoda, Sepiida, Sepiidae.